This is a messenger RNA of Haliotis rufescens (red abalone), 2757 nucleotides long. RefSeq lists its product as uncharacterized. Lineage: Eukaryota; Metazoa; Mollusca; Gastropoda; Lepetellida; Haliotidae. The transcript has a single exon. Bases 174 to 2726 code for a protein of 850 amino acids. The record is from RefSeq and is a predicted model, not a curated record.
CCAAGUCAGCGAGCCUGACCACCCGAUCUCGUUAGUCGCUGAAGACCAAUUCUAACUCGGAUCUUCACGGUUGCAUUGUACUGAAUAUAGGUCGAGAGUCAAGUGAGUGUGUUGACAUCUACCCAAUCCUAUUUACGUAUUCGCGUCUGUAAAAGUGUUGUGUUUUGAAACAAAUGAAGCUUAUUUUAGUGACACGUUUUUCCAUCCAUAUUUAUUUCAGACAAGAAAUGCCAACCUUAUACCAGGACCUGACUGUUUGGGUUUGCGUGUCGUUGGCGUGGAGUGUAGCGUCAACGUCUGUCACAGCGACCAGCGGCACGCCUUCACUACUAACCAACAACUCUGAAGCUGACACGGCAGAUACUCCAGCAAAAACCACGGCAGCGUCGCCUACAACGUCACUAUGCGUCUUCACCGUCGACGAUGACAGUGCCGAUGACUUCGCUUACCUUGGAAGGUCACACAACCCGAGAGUCGUGUACAUGACGAUGUCGUUGGUGAAUACGUCGUUUGCGUCGAAGACAAAGCUUGCUUUCCGACCCUUAGAGUGGAUAUGGACAUUUGCUACACCAUCGGGAGCCGCGGCUUUUCUAUCCUGGCCCAGGGAUUACAGAGUUCUCUCCCUUGGUAUCCUUGACAGCUUCACGGAUAGCCUCGCUGUGAAGUUGCAUGUGUAUCCCCGGAACUGUCGCGUGCAUCUUGGUAGUAAGGCGACAACACAGGCCAUUAGUGAUGCAAUUGGUGACAUGAUAAAAACUACACUCAGUGUCGUGAACGCCGAUUACAACCACAGCAUUUGGUGCUAUCAGGAAAUCAAACAUAAACUUCCUCUCUCUGACGUCAUCGCCAACUCUUUGGGCAUCAAGACGAGAAUUCUGGUCAACAAGUGCUGCCGAUUAAAAUUUGACACUGCCACCCGCUUGCGUCCUGCUAUUUGCACCGAACCACCCCGAGAACCAACGUUCACAACGACCUCGCUACCCUCCGUGCUUGGCGUUAUCGGACUUUUUUACUUCCCUAUCUGGUUGUGUGCCUUGUCUUACAACAUGUCCCCAAAGUCCAUCCCAUCGAGCCAAGCUGACAUGGAACGGACCAGCACUCUGGAAAUGGACAUCUCCCAUGACGUCAUCUGGCUUUAUCAGGGCACGCGCAGUCCUGUGACGUUCUCGUCAAUAUUUACCCGGAUGUUUCCCCACCUCAAACGUCACCCCCACAUGACGUCGCGCAUACAACGUCUGUUAUUCAUAUAUCUAUCCCCUGCCAUCACGUACGUCCGUCUGUAUGCUUACUACACAAGUGAAUUUCAGUAUUUACAGGACUGCAUCAAGGCCAACGUUCCUAUAGGUUACUCUGCUGUGUUCUUUGGCAUGGAGUUGAGUCGACGGAACGUGUUCACAGCCCUAGGGGGACCGUACGUCCUCCAUUGCGUGUAUUUCGUCGUAGGAACUCUCCUCUUCUGUUUACCGAGAAACCUGUCCCAGUCCAUGUGCAACGUCCUCCACCAGUGUCCCACCAAGACCUGGACUCCCCUGUGGUUAGGCCUGGUGAGAACAUCGCGUCUGGGAGGACUCAAUUGCUCCAGUGAGGACAACAGCUACAAACUGGUGUUAAGGGUUCUUAAGGCAAAUCUAUUCCUACUGAUCAACAUUGAUUUCUGGAGCUAUAUGUCGAAAGUCCAUUAUACACGUCUUCAAAAUAUCUCAGCCAAAUUGGACUCUCUACCAGCAGUUGUUAAAUAUGUAUUGAUGGUAUUUAUUUGUACUGUGUAUAUUGUCGUCUGCUUGGCCGAGACUCUGCUCUGCGUGGUGUAUUAUGGGAUCCCCAUGGUGUACUUCUUCACGCUUAUCUUGCGAGUGUAUAUCAAGUUGGUCCUGGACACAUUCAACAGUGUUGGCUGGUUGAACAAUUCUAAGAGUCCUGUCGCUAGGGGUCUACGUCUUCUGAGGUUCCCGGCUUCAGUGGCGACAGGUCUGGUUCUCGUGUACACAUUGUAUACAUUCUGUGCCAUCUUCAUUUCCAGCUUCACCUUCAUGUUUGGAGUCAUCACCUUCACCUACAUCGGGAUCAUUGCCUACCCCAACAUCGCGUUUGGUUAUUUGACCUUCGCCGUCACGAGUCUGUAUUAUGUAUGGAAGGCAGUCAGGGACAUAGAUAUUGGUUAUAUGAACCUCUUUACAAAAACCAUAAAAGUUAGUACAAAUAUACAAAAAGAACAUCCCGAAAGUUCUAAAACACCAACUAGGUCGACGAAGACCAGGAAGAUGGUGGCGGUCGUGGAAAAUGAAGCCAUCCCGGAGGAGCACGUGACUAACAUGGGUGACAGUUCUGUGCAGGUGCCGUACGUGAGGACUUGUGACAGCCGGCCGGGAGUACCAAAGGAUCUGUUUGAGACAGUUAUAGAAAAACAUCGGCCAUUCCGAGUGUGCGUAUUCCUAUCCUUGCUGAAGCUAACAGUCAUCUGUCUCCUCAUCACUACCACUGUGCGUCUGAUUCACGACUUCAAUACACAUCACCAUAUAUCGGUCAUCGUCAGUGUCUUGUCAUCUCUGAUCGUCUGCUCCAUUCCUCGCGUGCUUAGCCUCGUUUUGAGACAUGAGGACAGCGCAGCUACGGAAGAGGAUUUUUGCAGACGGCUCUCCAAGACAGUGCGAGAAUAUUGGCGUCAGAAGGACAGGAGGGAGCUGGUGAGCAUGUGUUCCUCUGUCAAGCAGAAAGUGAGUGAGUGAGUAUGGUUUUAACAAUAUUCCAGCAAUAUCA